UGGAUGACUUACAUUUAUAUUUUGACAACAUUGCAUCUCGGGGGAAAAAACAUGGAAACGACUUUUAUUUCCCGAUUUUGAAUGGAUGCCUGAAUGGAUCAGCAGCCUGAUUUUUUUUUUUUAAUGAUUUUGAAAAGGCAAGAGGUGGUUGAAGAGCCAAGCAUUGCAGAAUGCCUCACAAGAUAGGGUUUGCAGUGGUCAGCUCCUCUGGAAAUGAGGAUGGCUACAGUGCCAAGGAGCUGAUGGUUCAUGCACCUACUGUCAAUGGAUGGAGAUCUACCAGGUCUUGCUUGUAUCCCCAAGUAAUUAUCCUUCAGCUGGUGGAACGUUGCCGGAUUCGGAAACUCCAGUUACUGGCUCACCAGUACAUGAUCUCUGCUAAAAUCGAGUUCUACGUCAGUGACAGCUUGCCAGAGUACUUUUCACCCAAUCAGUCAGACAGGUUCCAAAGACUUGGGUAUGUAUCGUUAUCAGACAAUGAAAAGACAGGUUUUAAAGCUCGGGAAUUGAAGUCUGUCCAUGUAGAUGCCGUGGGACAAUACCUGAAACUCAUCUUCCAUAAAAACCAUGUGAACCGCUACAACCUGUACAAUCAGGUUGCUUUGGUUGCAGUAAAUGUUCUCGGAGAUGCUGUGGAUGGCGAAAUGCAGGGCACCCCCACAAAAGAGCAGCUGAUUGAACAUUACCUUCACAACACUCAUGAGGAUUCUGCUCUGGAUGGAACCUAUCUAGAUAAACUGGACUCGAUAUCCCCUCUGGAUGACCUGGCAUUUGAUAUGUAUCAGGACCCGGAAGUGGCUCAGAUAAUCCGCAAGCUGGACGAGAAAAAACAAGACGCAGUCCGAAUGGAGCGCUACGACCUUGCCAAGAAACUCAAGCAGGCUAUAGCUGACUUACAAAAGGUUGGGGAACGCUUGGGUCGGUACGAGGUGGAGAAACGCUGUGCUGUUGAGAAGGAGGACUAUGAUGUUGCCAAACUGAAGAAACAGCAGAUGGACGAGUAUCGGCGGAAGGUGUAUCUGGAGAUUGAGCUGCACAGCCUGCUUGAUAUGGGUCCGAGAACUGAAGAAUUCCCCUUGGAGCCACUGGGUUACUCUAGCAGUCCUCGGCAGCCGAAGCCGAAAGAGUCAUCAAAGCAUAAACAAGGGAAGAGCAUUGAAAAAGCUCCCAAAUCUGAACCAGAGCGUGUCUCUCCAAACCCUACUCCUCCACAGCGCACCCCAACCCCUCCACCCACUCCCCAACCACAACCUCCGGUACCCAAGAUCAAUAUUGAUGCCCUGCCAUACGAUGAGAGACCCCUACCUGCUCUGCGCAAACAGAUGGGAGAGACUCAGAACCAGCUGCCAGAGCCGGAAACCCCAGAGUCUGCCACAACUGCAAGGAGCACAGGCAUCACCGGAGAGCCGGAGCCCAUGACAGAGAAGGCUGUGAGGGAGGCCAGCUUCCCCAUCGAAGUGUACGGAGAGGGCUUGGUUGCAGGAGCCUACUCUAAGACCUGGUCUUACCGGGAGGAUGCCCUGCUGGCAGUCUAUAAGAAGCUGAUGGAGGUCCCAGCUGGAACUUCCAAAGAUGACCUGAAGACCAUGAUGCGAGCUGCUGUCUUUCUUGUACGGAAAGCCCUUGUGGACAAGGUUGCAUCUGUAUUCCAAGCCUCUCUGAAGCUUUUGAAGAUGAUAAUUACCCAGUACAUUCCUAAACACAAACUGGGUAAAGUGGAGACCAGUCACUGUGUGGAAAUGAGCCUACCCUACCUGAUUGCUAAAACUGGAGACUCUACCACCCGGCUUCGCGUUGUGGCUACAGAUUUCAUCAGGGAGAUGGCACUGUUUAAAGAGGUCAUGCCACUACAGGCCAUCCCUGCGGAGCUGGUAAAGCCUCUGAAACCCAGUACCCUGGCUCGGCUAGCCUUGAGCCAGCUGGAGCUGCUGGAGCGCCUGCUGAAAGACCUGGGCACUGACAACUCCGGCUUCACCAUGGACAACGUCAUGCGGUUUGCGGUGGGGGCUCUAGAGCACAGUGCGUCGGAAGUGCGGGACACAGCGGUGAGAAUAAUCCAGAUCAUGUACCGGAAAAACAAGAGCGCUGUCCUGGAAUACCUCCCUGCAGACGACGCCAACACCCGCAGAAACAUCCUCUACAAAAACAUGUUCGAUGGGUUUGCAAAGAUAGACGGUCGACCGACUGAGACGCAGGCGAAAACUCAGAAGAAGGCUGCCACACAGGAGGCAGAGAAACGGAAGAAAGAGGAGAUUCGAGUCCUUCAGGAACAGCUGGCAUCCCUGAAGGAGAUCCAGUCAGGGCAAGCGAGCAAGGGCAAGGAGCGGGACACCCACAAACCCGCUAAAGCAGCGGGGAAGAAGGCCCCUCUUGUCCCACCCCCUGACAUUGGGGAUGACCAGUCUUCCAUUGCAAAUUAUUUAGAUAACCUGUGUAUAUUUUGUGGAGAGAGAGAUGACUCGUUUAAUGAGGAAGGCUUGGAUCUUCAUUACUGGAAGAACUGUCCCAUGCUGAGGCGCUGUGAACACUGCAGACAGGUAGUGGAGAUAGCCAGCCUGAUGGAUCACUUACUGACAGAGUGUGAUAAGAAGGACAGCUUUGGGAAGUGUCCGCGCUGCACUGAAGCCAUUCCCAAACAAGAGCUGACUGAACACGUCAGAGCUAAAGCAUGUACCCCUGCAAAGUCGGAUAAAGUAGCCAACCACUGCCCGUUGUGCCACGAGAACUUCGCACCAGGAGAAGAGUCCUGGAAAUCUCACCUGAUGGGGAAGGAAAGCUGUAAAAUGAACCAGCGCAGGAUGCAGAGAACACAGCAGGUGCAGCAAGGAAAGAUGGGAGGUCUGUCUGUGACAAAACCAGGGGUGAAGGGUCGAUCCCCGUCUAUUGUGACCAAGAUCCCAGCCCCUAAAACCGGACUCAACAAAACAAGCAGCAGGACCCCGGCCAAGCGAUGACCCCGUGCGGCUCAUACCCUCGCCACACAGCGCAGACAACGUGCAUUUUAGUUCUUCCUAGGAUGAUGCA
Messenger RNA from Polyodon spathula (Mississippi paddlefish), 3024 nucleotides. Its product is annotated as centrosomal protein of 104 kDa-like. Lineage: Eukaryota; Metazoa; Chordata; Actinopteri; Acipenseriformes; Polyodontidae. The transcript is spliced from 23 exons. The record is from RefSeq and is a predicted model, not a curated record. Gene Ontology annotation, cellular component: cilium. The coding region runs from base 171 to 2954 and encodes 927 amino acids.